AUGAGGAAAUAUACUAUUCCUGACCAAGUUAUGGAAGCCGAGAUCAAGCUUUGUGCGUGGGCUGUUGAAAACAACAUUUCUUUUUCGGCAGUUGACAGUUUAGUUGAGGUUCUGAAAACUAUUGAUCCUGAUUCAUCAGUGCUAUCGAAACUCAAACUGGGACGAACGAAGGCCGGAGCUGUCGUAACUGGCGUUAUGGCAGAAAUACAACAUGAAGAACUUGUAAGGAAGAUGCAGCAGGACAACUUUUCUAUAAUGAUAGAUGAAUCAACGGAUCUAAGUACAGCAAAGACCCUGGCCAUCGUUGUUAGAAUUUUGGACGAUAAUGGUUCAGACUUAUUCAAGGUGAGUGACCAGAUAUAUAGAGUUGUUGAGCUGAAAGUCUCUGACCACAAAUCGGUGUAUAAUGCAAUCGUAGAAGAGUUUGUCAAGGAUGGCAUAGACUAUAAAAAAAACCUCAAAGGCUUUGCAUCUGACGGUGCAUCAGUAAUGAUGGGCUUGGAAAAUUCCGUAAUGCGGCUCCUUAAAAAAGACUGCCCGGACUUAAUAGUUAUUAAAUGUACGUGUCAUUCUUUGGCAUUAAGCGCAAGUUAUGCUUGCAAAAAAAUGCCCCCUUACCUUGAGCAGUUGCUUCGUGACAUUUACAGUUAUGUGUCCCAUAGUCCUAAGCGUUUAUCGGAGUUUAAAACCAUUCAAGAUAUUGUUGAACUGAAGCCAUUGAGAAUGCUCCACCCAUCUCAAACAAGAUGGCUUUCUUUAGAAGCAGUUGUAAAGCGAAUUUUGGAACGGUUUUCGGAAUUGAAAAUCUUUUUUUCAUUCCAAUACAACUUUGACAAGAAUACAACGGCGCAUCGCAUUCUGACCCAUCUGAACGAUCCAAUGACAAAGCCCCUUCUCGAGUUUUUGGCUUAUGUUUUACCAUUGGUAAAUAAAUUGAAUAGAAAAUUCCAAUCUGAAUCGCCAGAAUUUACCAGCAUUUAUAUUGAGAUGAAAACUUUCUACUUACUGCUCCUCAACAAUAUCUGCGGCGAAUUAUUUCUGAAAAAUCUUAAGAAUAUUAACGCACCAGAUUUUGAAGAAAACGUACUGCCCAAAGACAAAAUCUACGUGGGGUUAGCUGCUGAAGAAUCGAUCUCGGCUGGUGGAGGAAUGGACGAAGGUCGGAAACAAACUUUUCGAGAGAUUUGCUGUGAAUUCUACAAGGAGCUUAUUAAACAAAUAAGAAAACGGUUUAACUUUGACGAUCCAAUGUUCAAAGUAUCGGCAAUCAUGAAUCCCGUAAAUUUGGAAGAACAUCAGGAUCUGAGUCCGGUCUUAGAACAAUUUAAGAAUUUCUAUAACGAGGAUGACAAGCAAGACCUUGAAAACGAAUUUCGGGAACUGCGAUUAAAAAUAAUAUGCCAGGAGUUAAAGGUCGACAAAACCCUAGGAGUAGAAAAAUCAUGGAAUCAGCUAUUGAACACUGUUAGCGCAAAUGGAAAAUGUUCCUUCCCUUUGCUUCGCAAAUUAGUGUUCAAUUUUCUCAUCAUUCCUCAUUCUUCGGCGUCGGUUGAAAGAAUCUUCUCACAGUAUAAUGCGAAUAAAACAAAGGUAAGAAAUCGUCUUGCCACAGAUACUAUGGACGCAAUUCUGAAAACCAAAUCGUUCGUUAAAACCCAGGGCGGAAGUAGUUCAAUGCAACUGUCUAAAGCAAUGAAAUCGAAAUUCACCAAGUCAAUGUACAAACACCAUGAUAAAAUUGAUAUUUAA
This is a messenger RNA of Uranotaenia lowii, 1749 nucleotides long. RefSeq lists its product as uncharacterized. NCBI's taxonomy places the organism in Eukaryota, Metazoa, Arthropoda, Insecta, Diptera, Culicidae. Gene Ontology annotation, molecular function: protein dimerization activity. The record is from RefSeq and is a predicted model, not a curated record. Bases 1 to 1749 code for a protein of 582 amino acids. The transcript has a single exon.